This is a messenger RNA of Zea mays, 1968 nucleotides long. Its product is annotated as GT1 superfamily protein. The transcript is spliced from 5 exons. The record is from RefSeq and is a predicted model, not a curated record. Lineage: Eukaryota; Viridiplantae; Streptophyta; Magnoliopsida; Poales; Poaceae. The coding region runs from base 740 to 1654 and encodes 304 amino acids.
ACUGAUUUGUGAACUACUGAAGAGCAAUGGUGCUGAUAACGUGUUAGAAACCCUUUGAUACCGAGUGUAGUCCAAAGGCUUCUUAACUCAUAAACACAUGAGACACAAAGAUAUGCGAGGAACUAGUAUUCUCAUUCAUCUGUUCUGUUCACUGGUUACAAUAAAUGGUAGUGUCAUCCUCUAUAUAUAGUGCAAAGUUAGGGUUUCGGCUAAGUGGGCAACAUGGGCCUUCGGGAUCCAAACUGUUUUCUUAACAGUAUCCAUGUCCGUGGCCGGCCAGGUGAUGGCAUAUAUUUGUGCGAUCCCAUCCCCAGUUAUCGAAGCAGCCGCGAGCGAGAGAGCAUCGUGGUUGUUUGUUUCAGCUUCUGGGCGGCUUCUGGCCGCCAGAAGCUGAAGCUGUAUCCAAACGGCCAGCUUCUCAGGCGGCUUUUCGUCGCAGCGCUUCGCAUAGAAGCGACCCGCCUACAGCGCCCGAGAAGCGGCCUUCAGUUGGCUUCUACGCAACGCUUGGGAUACGGCGCUAGGGUUGUCGCGCUCCCAACGAGCCGCCGUCGCUCCCGCUCCUCCCCACACUGUCGCUCCCUCUCCUCCCCACACCGGCGGCUUCUCAGGGUUGCCGCACGAACGCCGCCGUCGCAGCUCCGUCCUCAAGCCUUCUCCCCGUCACGUCGUCGUCUGAGCAGAUUACCCCAUCAACUAGGAAUCUAGGACUUCGGUACCAACCUCCACUGAAGCUAAGAUGUGUGACCCUGCUGCACACACAUAUGAUAAUGAAAUGGAUGACACAGAUGCAGAAUUGGUGGUUGCUAUAUAUGCUGUAGACGUUUGGGGCAGGACUUUCAGUCAGGUUCCUAGAAGAACAUUGGUUGAAACUGGUAUUCAAUGGGUGGAGAGAACGUUGGAGAAUAGUAACGACUGCUUCGAUAUGUUUCGCAUGCGACGAACUAUUUUUAGACGAUUGCAUGACACAUUGGUGGACAAUUAUGGUCUACUUCCAAGCCGGGGUGUUAGUACUAUGGAAGCACUUGGCAUUUUCUUGUGGGCAUGUGGGGGUCCACAAUCAUUUAGGCAGAUAAGGAAUAAGUUUGGUCACUCCUUGGAAACAAUUAGUCGCAAGUAUACUGAAGUCCUUGAUGCACUGUUCAAGAUGUCAUCUGACAUAAUUAAGCCCAAAGACCCAUAUUUCAUCGAUAUUCAUCCUCGUUUGCGAGAGGCGAGAUUUUGGCCACACUUCAAGGAUUGCAUAGGAGCAAUUGAUGGUAGUCACUUUCCAGCGGUAGUCUCGGCCUCGGAGCAAGCCAAAUAUAUUGGACGGCACGGUUACGCAUCGCAGAAUGUAAUGGCCGUUUGUGACUUCGAUAUGAGGUUCACAUUUGUUGUCACAGGAUGGCCAGGAUCCGUACAUGACACUAGAGUAUUACAAAAUACUUUGAUAACUUAUGCGGACAGGUUCCCCCAGCCACCAGAAGGUAAAUACUAUCUUGUCGAUUCAGGUUAUCCAAAUAGAAAGGGCUACCUUGCACCUUAUAAGGGUCAGAAGUACCACAUUUCUGAAUGGCAAAAUGCGAGGCAACCUAUUGGGAGCAAAGAAGUAUUCAACUAUGCACACUCUUCGCUACGCAAUGUAAUAGAGCGAUCGUUUGGGGGUGCUUAAAAUGAAGUGGAGAGUUCUAUUAAGUCUCCCUUCAUUUUCGCUUACCAAACAAUCCAAGAUAGUUAUUGCUUGUAUGACAUUGCAUAACUUCAUUAGAGAGAGUGCUCUACACGAUAGAGACUUUGAUGAACUAGGACCUAAUAGCAUCAGUCAUGAUGUACCUUUAGGUGAGAGUAGUAGUAGCACAUCUGAUGAGUUAGACAUGAGUGCUUUUCGAGAUGCAAUUGUUAAUGCAUUAGUGUCGUAGGUUAGUAUGUCAAUGUAACGGUAAUUAUGAUGUAAACAACUCCACUAAUUAAUGUGUAAUGACCUUU